UGUUUGUUUUUUGUUUUUUUGGUUAUCAUGUUUUAGAAUUUGGUUUUAUAUUGAUGAUUGCACAUUCUGCAUUCAAGUACAUAAGUAUGUUUUCUUUUUAAUCCUAGAGCUCUAUAUAUAUGUAAUCAUCUCAAUGCUAGCAUUGAAAUGCAAAGUGGGGAGAAUUGUUGGACAAGCGUACAGAACAAUAGCAAGCUCUACCUUUUACCCCCAUUUUCACCCAAAUUUAGUUUGCUAGGUGGGAACUAAGAUUUGUUUGAAAGAAGUGAUUUUUAUCUGAUUUAUUUAUUGGAAGAGAAAGGUUCUACAAGAUGGCUUUUGGGAUCAGCUUGGAAAAAUUUACAGAGUUACUGCAUUUUUAGAAAUUUCAUUUACUCAUAUGGAGUCAGGUUGUAAUGCAGUAAAGAAUGAGGAGAGCAAAGUGGAUUUGAAUGGGGGAGAUGGGUCUUCUCCAUUCUCCACAAAAAGAGCUGAUAAGCGAAACAAAUCGUUGCACAAUUUGGGGACAAAGUCGAGGGAAGAGAACAAUGAAGACAUGAGCAUCCAUGACAGUGACUUGGAGUCCUUGAUGAACAGCCCCAUUCCAAGUGAUCUGGGUCAUAAUGAUUCAAGGGAAGCUCUUAGCAGGAGUAGCUGCAGUGGCAGUAGCACUGGCAGUAGUACAAGCAGUGGUUUUUGUUCUGGAAGUGUCAGUGAGGAAGAAGAGGAUGGGUGCCUAGACAAUUGGGAGGAUGUUGCAGAUGCCUUGAGCGUAGAUGACAAUCAACAUAAUCCAGCCACAGUCACUCCUUCCAAAUAUGAAACAAGGAUUGAAUCAGCUUGUGCUGACCAACAUUACAAGAACCAAAGAAUAAAUCAGUUGAAUUCAGACAGUGAGGGAACAGUUUGUGGCUCACAAAUGAACUGUCGAGCAUGGAGACCUGAAGAUGCUUUUCGUCCUCGGAUUCUGCCAAGCCUAUUGAAACAGCAUAAUAUUCUUCUAAUUCAGAUUGGCAUGAUGGCCAUGGGGCUAUCACCUGGGCACAGCGAAGUUCUAUUUCCCACCCUUCUUCAUGCCCUAUUUGCUGUGAGAAUUUGGAUGUCACAGACUCUAGCUUUCUCCCUUGUUCAUGUGGAUUUCGGCUUUGCCUCUUCUGUCACAAAAGGAUUCUUGAAGCAGAUGGGCAAUGCCCUGGAUGUAGGAAACAUUAUGAUACCAUUAAUGGGAAUAUAUGUUUCAGUAGAUGAGCUGCACUUUUAAACUAGUCUAUUCUAUUCUUGUAGAAUGAGUCCUAGAGCUUAGGAGGAGAGUUUCUUUUUUUUUUUUUCUUCAUACUAAUAAAAUGCAUAUGGGUCAUUUCUUUCUCCAUCUAUCAAUAAUGUGUGUCACAUAAUAGAAAUAAACUUUUAUUGGCAAAGACUGUAUGAGUGUAGAAACAGUUCUUUCAAGUGACAUAAAACUGAACUAAGUCAUUCUGAGUUGCAUUUUUACUUGCAUAAUGUUUUGCAUCUCUGAAUCUGAGUACUCUGGUUAGUGAUCUAAAUUCUAUGAUAAUUUCAUACAAUCCAUUGCUCUCAAUGGUCACCAUUGCUCUGUUUCUGGUUUGUACGGUAUGUGAUGUUUUUUAUUUCCUUGUGUUUAUUGCAUAUAAUUAAUGCAUUGGAUAUGUAUAUUGGAUU
Theobroma cacao (cacao) is the source of this 1659-nucleotide messenger RNA. The record is from RefSeq and is a predicted model, not a curated record. NCBI's taxonomy places the organism in Eukaryota, Viridiplantae, Streptophyta, Magnoliopsida, Malvales, Malvaceae.